Messenger RNA from Penicillium riverlandense, 1239 nucleotides. RefSeq lists its product as uncharacterized. The record is from RefSeq and is a predicted model, not a curated record. Gene Ontology annotation, molecular function: FAD binding; monooxygenase activity. The coding region runs from base 1 to 1239 and encodes 412 amino acids. The transcript is spliced from 6 exons. NCBI's taxonomy places the organism in Eukaryota, Fungi, Ascomycota, Eurotiomycetes, Eurotiales, Aspergillaceae.
AUGCCUUUGCAAGUGAUCGUUGUUGGCGCGGGUCUAGGUGGCCUGGGUGCCGCCAUUGCCCUUCAUCGUGCGGGCCACAAUGUUCAGGUUAUUGAACAAUCCGGUUUCCACAAUGAAGUGGGCGCGGCGAUUCACGUCGCACCCAACGCUACGCGGGUCUUGAAGGACUGGGGUUGUAAUUUCAAGGACCUGCAACCCGUGCAGUGCAAACGCCUGCAGGUCUGGGAUCGAGAUGGAAAGCUUCUGUGGACGCCCGUUGUGACGAAAGACCUCCAACAGAAGUUGAACACUACAGAUGACUGGGUUCUGACCCAUCGUGUGGAUCUCCACAAUGCUCUGCGCUCUGUGGCAGCUCAGGAAGUGGACGGUCGAAAGAUUGACAUUCACCUUUCGUCGCGUGUGGUCUCUGUGGACGCUGAGGCCGGAGUUGUCACACUAGAGGACGGAACCACCUACAACGGCGAUUUAAUUGUGGGAGCAGAUGGGGUGCAUUCCCGAUCUUUGCGCGCUAUCGUCGGGGAGGACCGAGGAAGAGAGAGCACCGGCCAAAACUGUUUCCGGUUCCUCGUUCCCAUAUCAAAGGCGCAGGCGAAUCCUUCGACUGCAGAGUUGCUGACCAGGACCGGGUUGGAUGGGGUCCACGCUUUCACCGGUCCUGAUCGCCGCCUCGUAAUCUAUCCUUGCCGCGAAGGACAUCUCCUGAACAUUGUUGCGAUUCACCCAGCGGGUUCAGUUGAGGUCCAAGAGGCUUCCUGGCUCGAGUCGGGCAAUCUUGAACAGCUCCUCGAGACCUAUUCCUCAUUCGGUCCAGAGCUCCAAGAACUCUGCCGCAUGGCCGAGGACCUCAAGCUCUGGAGCUUGGCGUCGCGCUCCCCGCCAACCACGUUUAUCAAGGGCAGGCUUGCUUUGGUGGGCGACGCAGCGCAUCCAACACUUCCUCACCAAGGGCAAGGUAGUGCGCAGGCGUUUGAGGAUGGAGCCGCAUUGGGCGGUGUGUUUCCAGCAGACACGAGGCCGGAUCAGGUGCCCCACCGGUUGUCUCUAUACAACAAAGUCCGCUAUGAUCGAGCAGUGACGGUCAUGAUGAUGUCUAAGACGCACGAUGAACGACGGGCUGAGAUGCUAGACGAGUUGCGGAAGUAUGUUCCUAACGCGGAGGUACCUCCAGAUAUGUUUUCUUUCACCUGGCCAUCGUGUCCAGAUCAGGAUGCCAAGCGUCUGCUUGAAGGUCAGGCCUAG